UGUGCUUACACGAAAUAAGGUAUAACCCCCAAAGACGGUGAUGGAUAACACAAAGAUGAAAGAAAAAGUUGGUAAAUCACAAGUCGGAGAUUUUUCUAUCCAAGAGACGAAUCCAAAGAAGAAACAAAAACUUAGUGAAUCACAAGUAAUCCCAACACCUACUCUAUCGAAGUUUGAUUUGUUAGUAGCGAUUGAGAAGCAAAACGACGUGGCCAUGUGCCUUGCGGGGAAAGUACUCUCAACCCAAGCCAAAAAUACUAACUUGGUCUUUUCACCGGCAUCAAUAAACGCCGCGCUCAUCAUGGCGGCUAAUAGGCCAGGAGAAGAAGAAACAGUAAGAUCCUUUAUCCUCUCCUUCCUUAGUUCUUCCUCAACAAACGAGCUCAACGCUGUGUUCGGUGAGAUCUGUUCUGUGGUUCUCGCAGACGGUAUUGCAAGCGGUGGCCCUAAAAUCACGGCAGUCAAUGGUGUCUGGAUCGAUCAAUCACUUCCUGUUGAUUCCUCAUGGAAGGAUCUCUUAGUAAACUUCUUCAAAGCUGAAUUCGCUCAAGUCGACUUCGGUACAAAGGCAGAAAUAGUGCGUAAGGAGGUUAAUGCGUGGGUUUUACGUCACACAAAUAAUCUCAUCGAAGAUAUUCUUCCUCGAGGAUCCGUGACAAAACUAACCCAAUGGAUUUAUGCAAAUGCAUUGUACUUCAAAGGAUCUUGGGAAGACAAGUUUGAAAAUAAUCUGACUAAAGACAGACCAUUUUACCUUCUUAAUGGCGGAUCAGUCUCGGUGCCUUUCAUGAGAAGCUAUGCGAACCAAUAUGUAAAGGCUUAUGAUGGUUUCAAGGUCCUCAGGCUCCCUUAUAAGCAAGGCCGUGAUGAUGGCCACCGCAAAUUCUCAAUGUACUUCUAUCUACCUGACAAAAGAGAUGGAUUGGAUAAUCUUUUGAAGAGAUUAACAUCUACUCAUGGAUUUUUAGACCGUCACAUUCCGAGAUACAAAGAUCUAGUUGGUGAAUUCAGAAUUCCAAAAUUUAAGAUCGAAUUUGGGUUCGAAGCUUCAAAGGCUUUUGGUGAUAUUGAGCUUAAUAUGUCACUGUACCAAAAAGCUUUUAUUGAGAUCGAUGAAGUUGGUACUGAAGCCGCAGCUGCUACUUGCGUGGUGCUCACAACUGGCUCGAGCGCUUAUGUGCCGGAGAGGAUAGAUUUCGUGGCAGAUCAUCCAUUUCUUUUUUUGAUUAGAGAAGACAAAACUGGAACUGUUUUGUUUGUCGGACAAAUUUUCAAUCCUUCCAAAUCUUCUUCUGAAUAGGACCGGUUAUUUUAACCGGACCAAGUCUUUUAUGAACGUCGCUAGUCUUUUGGGUCUGCGGUUUUAGUGAACUCAUUGAUUUGAAGAACCGCACUAUAUUAGAAUUUUUCUAAUUCAAAUA
Molecule: messenger RNA, 1421 nt
Organism: Raphanus sativus (radish)
Lineage: Eukaryota; Viridiplantae; Streptophyta; Magnoliopsida; Brassicales; Brassicaceae
Product: serpin-Z2-like
Exons: 2
Coding region: 41-1300 (419 amino acids)
Molecular function (GO): serine-type endopeptidase inhibitor activity
Source: RefSeq, a predicted model, not a curated record